Anopheles darlingi is the source of this 811-nucleotide messenger RNA. RefSeq names its product transmembrane protein 186. NCBI's taxonomy places the organism in Eukaryota, Metazoa, Arthropoda, Insecta, Diptera, Culicidae. The record is from RefSeq and is a predicted model, not a curated record. The transcript is spliced from 2 exons. The coding region runs from base 102 to 779 and encodes 225 amino acids. Gene Ontology annotation, cellular component: mitochondrion.
GAUCCGGCAGAAGAACCGGCACCUAAUUUUGUCCGCCUGAAGUGGUCUGGUGCUCUGUUAAGUGUUUCGGCGCGGUUUUUGGGGACCAUAAUACUUUCGAAAUGCUUCGAUCCUUCGCCAUACUCUCGGGCGCCUGUAAAUCGGGUGGCUCCGCUGUUAUAUCAUCAUCCUUUUCCCGUCCGCCGUUCGCUCCCUCGCUGCGCUUCACAGCCUCGGUGAAACACUGUUCUACCAAAUCCACCGAGGUUAUCACACCAGCAGCACCGGAAAAGACGAAAGAGGAUGCAAGUAAGAUCGAUAACUGGCACACCAUCUACCACUUCCCAUCGAUCAUGAUCACAGCCUCGGUUAAGCGACUGAAAUACUAUCCAACGAUAGUGACGGCUGUUUCCGUACCGGUGUCGAUCGCGCUUGCUUACGCGAACAUCUGGUCGAUGACCACGGCCGAGAUAGUCGGAGCGAUUGGACUCACCUCAACGAUGACUCUGUCGCUGUUCAGCCUACUGACAAACAACCUCAUCGGGUUUGUUUACUGCGAUGAGACGCAGAGCAAAGUGAAGAUCUCCUUCUUGAAUGCGAAAGGAAAACGGCAGGAUCGCGUCUAUUCGGUGGAUGAUCUCGUACCUCGGUCGGAAUUGCCUCGCUCGCUCCUGAAACUGUACUUUCCGGUAAAGAAUCACGAAAACAGCGACGUGUACAAGCUGGUGCACCGAUACGGGGAGAUUUACGAUGUUCAAACGUUCGAUAAGGUGUUUGGCCGAGAAAUCUUAAAGAAAUAGUGCGGAGAGUAUAAUAAAGAGCUAAAAACGUU